AUGUCCAAGGUAACGGCGCCCGGGCCCGGGCCGCCGGCCGCGGCGGCGGGCGGGAAGGAGAAGCGCUCCUUCAGCAAGCGGCUGUUCCGGAGCGGCCGCGCGGGCGGCGGCAGCAGCGGCGGCGGCGGCGGCGGCAGCGCGGGGGGCCCCGGGCCGGCCGCGCCCUCCUCGGCGCGCUCGGUGGGCAGCUUCAUGAGCCGCGUCCUCAAGACGCUGUCCACGCUCUCGCACCUUAGCUCCGAGGGCGCCGCCCCGGACCGCGGCGGCCUCCGCAGCUGCUUCCCGCCGGGGCCGGCCGCCGCGCCCACGCCGCCGCCGUGCCCGCCGCCGCCCGCCUCGCCCGCGCCGCCCGCCUGCGCCUCGGAGCCGGUGCCCGGCGUGGCGGGGCUCCGCAACCACGGCAACACGUGCUUCAUGAACGCCACGCUGCAGUGCCUGAGCAACACCGAGCUCUUCGCCGAGUACCUGGCCCUGGGCCAGUACCGGGCGGGCCGGCCGGAGCCCUCGCCCGACCCCGAGCAGCCGGCGGGCCGCGGUGCGCAGGGCCAGGGCGAGGUCACCGAGCAGCUGGCUCACCUGGUGCGGGCCCUCUGGACCUUGGAGUACACGCCGCAGCACAGCCGCGACUUCAAGAGCAUCGUGUCAAAGAACGCGCUGCAGUAUCGGGGGAAUUCCCAGCACGAUGCCCAGGAGUUUCUGCUGUGGCUUUUGGACCGAGUUCACGAAGACCUCAAUCACGCUGUGAAGCAGAGCGGCCAGCCCCCCGUGAAGCCACCGUCAGAGACUGAUAUGCUGCCCGAGGGACCAUCAUUUCCUGUCUGCAGCACUUUCGUACAAGAGCUUUUUCAAGCCCAGUACAGAUCUUCUUUGACAUGUCCUCAUUGUCAGAAACAGAGCAACACCUUUGACCCUUUCCUCUGCAUUUCGUUGCCAAUUCCUCUGCCACAUACCAGGCCCCUCUAUGUCACUGUAGUGUAUCAAGGGAAAUGCUCUCACUGCAUGAGGAUCGGCGUGGCUGUGCCUCUGUCUGGGACUGUGGCCAGACUCCGGGAAGCAGUGUCCGUGGAAACAAAGAUCCCCACUGAUCAGAUUGUGUUAACGGAAAUGUACUAUGAUGGGUUCCAUCGUUCCUUCUGUGAUACAGAUGACCUGGAAACAGUCCAUGAAAGCGACUGCAUUUUUGCCUUUGAGACUCCAGAAAUAUUUAGGCCUGAAGGAAUUCUCAGUCAAAGAGGAAUUCACUUAAACAACAAUCUAAACCACUUGAAAUUUGGCUUGGAUCAUCACAGACUGUCUUCCCCUACACAAACAGCAGCAAAGCAAGGGAAAAUGGAUUUGCCCAGCACAAGAGCAGGAAGCGACAAGAUUGUUCUGCUGGUGUGUAACCGGGCCUGCACUGGGCAGCAGGGGAAAAGGUUUGGACUGCCUUUCAUGCUGCACCUGGAGAAGACGGUAGCAUGGGACCUUCUGCAGAAGGAAAUCCUGGAGAAGAUGAAGUAUUUCUUGAGGCCCACAGUUUGCAUUCAGGUGUGUCCGUUCAGUCUGCGUGUGGUCAGCGUCGUGGGAAUAACAUACUUGCUGCCCCAGGAGGAACAGCCUCUGUGCCACCCGACGGUAGAAAGGGCAUUAAAAUCUUGUGGACCAGGUGGUACCGCUCAUGUGAAAUUAGUCGUAGAGUGGGACAAGGAGACAAAAGAUUUCUUGUUUGUGAACACUGAAGACGAGUACAUCCCUGAUGCGGAAAGUGUCCGUCUGCAGAAGGAGCGUCAUCAUCAGCCUCAGACCUGCACUCUGUCCCAGUGUUUCCAGCUCUACACCAAAGAGGAGCGGCUUGCCCCAGAUGACGCCUGGCGUUGCCCACACUGCAAGCAGCUGCAGCAGGGGAGCAUUACAUUAAGCCUGUGGACCCUGCCCGACGUGCUCAUCAUACAUCUCAAGAGGUUUCGGCAGGAAGGAGACAGACGUAUGAAACUGCAGAACAUGGUCAAGUUCCCUUUGACUGGCCUGGACAUGACACCUCAUGUGGUUAAGAGAAGCCAGAGCAGCUGGAGUUUGCCAUCCCACUGGUCCCCGUGGAGACGGCCCUAUGGACUCGGGAGGGACCCUGAGGACUACAUCUAUGACCUGUAUGCUGUGUGCAAUCAUCAUGGCACCAUGCAAGGGGGGCACUACACAGCGUACUGUAAAAACUCCGUGGACGGCCUCUGGUACUGCUUCGACGACAGCGACGUGCAGCAGCUGUCGGAAGAUGAGGUCUGCACGCAGACAGCCUACAUCCUUUUCUACCAGAGGCGGACAGCGAUCCCGUCGUGGUCGGCCAACAGCUCGGUGGCAGGCUCCACAAGUUCUUCCCUGUGUGAACACUGGGUGAGCCGACUCCCGGGGAGCAAGCAAGCCAGCGUGACCUCUGCGGCUUCCUCCAGACGCACUUCCCUGGCCUCGCUCUCCGAGUCUGUAGAGAUGACCGGGGAAAGGAGCGAAGAUGAUGGAGGCUUUUCUACUCGGCCAUUCGUGAGAAGUGUCCAGCGUCAGAGCUUGUCAUCCAGGUCCUCUGUGACCAGCCCCUUGGCUGUGAACGAAAACUGCCUGAGGCCUUCUUGGUCGCUGUCUGCCAAGCUGCAGAUGCGCUCCAACUCUCCUUCCCGCUUCUCGGGCGACUCUCCGAUCCAUAGCUCGGCCUCCACCUUGGAGAAGAUCGGGGAGGCGGCGGAUGACAAGGUCUCCAUCUCUUGCUUCGGUAGCUUGAGGAACCUGGCUAGCAGUUACCAGGAGCCCAGCGACAGUCCCAGCCGGCGUGAGCACAGGGCUGUGGGCCGAGCCCCUCUGGCGGUCAUGGAAGGUGUGUUCAGAGAUGAGUCAGACACGCGCAAAUCCAGCUCUGGUGUUGCAGAUCCACAGGGCAAAAACUCGGCACAAGGGCAGCGCCUGCCGUCCAUCUCUGAUCCGUUUGAUAACAACAACCAGAUUGCUUACGUGGACCAGAGCGAUUCGGUGGACAGCUCUCCAGUCAAAGAGGCGAAAGCCCCGAGCCAGCCGGGCUCCCUCACAAAGAAACCAGAGAGCACAGCCAAGAGAUCCCCUGGCCCCAGAGGCACUUGUGAGCCAGAGAAGAGCUUGCGGAAGGGGAGGCCAGCCUUGGCGAGCCAGGACUCGUCUCUUUCUAGCACGUCCCCUUCUUCUCCCGUUCCCAUCCAAGUGUCCCGAAAGCCCUCCCGUUCCCGGAGCAAAGCCGAGUCUUCUGCCAGGGCUAGUGGAAGGCAUUCGGCCCCCGCCCCCGCCCAGCCCAAGAAGGAGUCCUCGCCCAAGUCCCAGGACUCUGUGUCCUCUCCCUCUCCGCAGAAGCAGAAGUUGGCUCCUGCCCUCGCUCACGCCGCUUCCUCGACAUCGGCCAGAAAAGCUUCCGGCCCUGCAGCCAGAGGCCCCUUCCCUGCCGGGAAAAGCAGGACUCAGGAGCGCAGCCUGAGUCGCGAGGCUUCCAGACAGAGCCUGGGUUCUGACCGAGGCAGCGUCACCUCCACCUCCAAGCCCAGCUCCCCCCGGGUGAGCCAGGCCCGAGCUGGGGAGGGCAGGGGUGACGGCAAGCACGUCCGGAGCUCCUCCAUGGCCAGCCUGCGCUCCCCCAGUACGAGCGCGAGGUCGGCUCUGAAGAGGGACAGCAAGUCUGAGGACAAGGGGCUGUCCUUCUUCAAGUCCGCCUUGAGACAGAAGGAGACCCGGCGCUCCACGGACCUCGGCAAGACAGCCUUGCUCUCCAAAAAAGCCGGAGGGGGCUCCGCCAAGUCGGCCUGUAAGAACAGCGCGGAUGAGAAGGCAGAGCGAGGCCCCCGGCCACCUGGCUCCCAGCAGCCACAGGCCACACAGGCCACCGUGCUCGGGAAAGAGCCGCUCGUCCCCAAGGACCCUGCCUCUGCUAAACAUUCCCUGCUGUCCGCUCGCAGAUCCAAGUCUUCCCAGCUCGACUCCGGAGCGCCCUCGUCUCCUGGCGGCAGGCAGUCUGCCGAGAAGGCCUCCAGAAAGUCAUCUAGCACCCCUGCACGGCCGUCCCAGAAACCUCAGUGAGGUCGCUGCACGCCGAGCGAGCGUCUCCUCUGUAAAGAUGUUUAUUUAUUUGGAACCCCGCCCCUCCCACCAAAGCCCGCUCUGCUUUUGUUUUGUAUUUUUCGGGUCACAUGCCUGACUCUGCGUGUAUGUUUGGGUGGGCGUGGGUGUGUGUGUGUGUGGGUGUGGGUGUGUGUGUGUGAGAUAGAGAGAAUUCAAUUGCAAAUUGUUAAAAGCAUCGCCUUAUUCUGCCAUUGAACCAAAUAACAGCCAUAGGCAAAGCAUUGACCCCAAGCUAACUGGAAUACUCGUAGCCGGUCCUUUGGACAGUCCCCUCUAGCAGUUGUACAUACUUCUUUCUGGAGCGCUCUGAUGACUUUUGGCGGACACUAGGAUUUGAAACCUGUGAAGCAGUGACGCUGGCGUUCGUGAGUAGUGGGGUGAGCUGUUGGCUCGGCCUCCCUCUGCCGAUUGUCGGGUGGCACCGCGAGCUCUGAAAACUGUGACGCUAACAGCGAAACAAACCGAGGGAAAAACUGUUGCUUUCUGCACUUUCCGGCCCAUCUUGCAGUCUUUGUAAAGGGCAAUAUUUUCACACUAAUGUUUCUCAGGUAUACACCGGCUGGUCUAGUCACCGGGGUAAAGAGGAGGAUGGCACGCGGGUGACUGUCGUGUCUCCUACUGCCACAGACGUUUCAGAGGUGGAAGAGGCUCGCUGCCUUCGUGUCUGCAGAGACGUGUGUGCCGUAGUACGUCCUAAGAGGUAGCAAAUCGGACAGCCAGGAAGUUCCUUAUGAAUUUGCUAGCCAAGGCCAUGAGGGUUUUAAACUGUAGCGAGGGCAGUGAAUACCUUUGGAAGAUGGAAGAGUCCUGGGGGAAAAAAAAAAAAAAGGAUUCUAAACUGGAUGCACGCAUCUGUACACUUUCCUUUCCCGGUGUUGCUUGCUUUCUGUGGGAAGUUGACCGCUUCGUGCUUCCCCAUCUGCACACUCGUGUUUCCUCGCCUCGUAACGUGGAGAGCAAACGUCAGCAGUGGUGCGUGGAAGCAGCCGGUGCCAGAGGGUUCCACGCGCACUUCGGGUUCUGCCCGUGGGUCUUAGCUACCCCGCUCUGCACUAACUCCUUUAUUUCUCCUCUGUGCUGAAGAUGUAAUCUCACGUCAGAGCUCACUAGCAGGAUAGGAGUGCAUUCCGUCUGGCAGUGUCGUUGCAAACGGCGUUUCUGGUUAAGAAAAAGGAGAACCUCACAGAUGAUCAAGAGACAGCUCUUCCAGCUUUUCUGGAGGUCUCCUGGCAGUACUUGUCUGCUCAAUUUUUAGCUUUUCUUCUCUUUAUUGUUAAUAUUUUUUUAAUACCGUCUAGAGAGUCAUGGUCCCGAUUCUCCUUGGAUAGCAUUUGUCACUUUGCCAUAAAAUAUGGUGUGCUAAGUUCAUAUGUUUUUAAAAAUCUAAACUUUGGAGGGUGGGUCACAGAGUGUCAGGUUCCUCCUGAGCUCUUGGUGCACAGAUUCGUUUGUGUCGUCCCUUUUCAGUAUUGCUGUGUUUGCAAAGAAAAUACACACGUGGAGCUGGAAACCCUGCACUGCCUUCUCUUUCUUUCUUUUUAUUUUUUUUCGUGAAUACCUCUUGGAUGUACUUCCAGUAGGUUACUUAACUUUAUUUUGCUGCUAUUUUGAGCAUUCGCUGGUAACUUGCAAGUGCCGAGGCUCUUUGUGUUGAAGGUAGCUGGAGUUUUAGACCUUGGCAGUAGCUAAGAUGUAACGUAUUCGGCCUUCUGAGAGCCAACCACGAGCGCUCCGUGGAUUUCAUCGGGCGGGAGCCUGUUUCCCGUGGCACACCCCUGCGGUGUCUCCCCACCCAACCCCCCACAGUUCUCGGUGACGUCCCAAAGCACUGUGCCGUGCUGGAGGGUGGCCGUGGGGGACUGGCUGCGUCCGUGCUGGUGCCGCCUCCAGCGGCCUGCUCACGGCCCCAUCAGUGUGUGUGCUCCAGUGGGCCGGCAUGUCCAUUCCUGGAGAAGGUGCGCCGGACGUGGGUGGUCGGUGUGAGGAGCGGACUGUCUGAUCUGAGCCUGUCGUCUUUGUUUACUAGGUAGAGCCCACGUGAUACCUCCUGUCUGAGGAAGCUGACUUGGGCUAGAGUUAUCGUUUGAUUAGACAGAGGGUUUUAACAAAUCCUCUUUCACUGUAGUCAGACAAGCAUUAAUGGAAGCUGGUUUAAUUUUCACAGUGGUAAAUUUUUUUUAUUUUCGAGUUCUCUAGGAAUGUGUUUUCCAUUAUGUCCAGUGUUUUGGGGGGGGGGGGGGGAGGAAACCUUCAGAACUCCCUUUACGUCUCCAUGAGCUCUAGAAAUAAAAUUUCUAUAAUUUAAUAAAAUCUGUAAACUAUCUGUCUUUGGAGUUUAGUCCUUGUUUCAGAUUUGCUGGAAUAGGAAAAAAAAAAAAAAAACAGGGAAUGUUAUGGCGUGCCUAGGCAUCGUUAAGCCAUUGUAUUUCCCUGGUUGGUGAACAGUGGAAAUUUCAUUGUCCCUAGCUACGUGGUACAACUGUAAGCCACAGAAAAGGAUAUCUUGCCUAAAAUUUGGGAGGCCCUUUUUGGGGCAUAAAGUAUCUUAAGGGAAGAUUGUUCACUUAGUUCAAUUCAGUUGCUCUGUAAGGUUAGGGACGUGUGUUUACCUUUUUAUUUUCCUGGUGAUACUUGGCAAAAUGAACAUUUUUGUGUUUUGGGGUUAAAACUCAUUUGCCAACCUAGGUUUCUGGUUGACACCCAGGGCCUGCUGAGAGCAGGCGUGUCCUGGUAGGCACCGGGUGAUCGCCUGCAGUAGUGCUGUAGCUGUCGUGUUGCUUUAAAAAGAAAAGGGCUUUCUUCUUGAUUUCUUUCUGCCAGUGCCCUAGCUUGGCUCAUUCCUUCAGGCCCUGCCCUUAGAUAACUUGCAAGCACAAAGAAACCACUGGCAGGCUCCUCUCACCUUACUCGGUCUCCCACCCCUUUUGUGUUUUCAAAUCCUGAAAGCGGCCCGAAGUGAGAACACACACGUGGACCAGCGGGGCCGGGGGUGGGACUGCCCCUGGCCUGAAGCACUGUGAUGACCAGUGCGCGGCUUCAUACUCGUUGGCAGCCAUUCUUUCUUCAUUCGUUCAUUGUGCAGACGUUCACGGAGAGCCUGCUUUGCCUGUCAAGGCACAGCUGACCGCCUCAGGAAUUUGCCAAGGAGGAUCCUGGGGAGCACCGCCCGGCCAGCAAUGCUGGGAUGUCCCUGCCGGUCCUCGGUAAAAAGACCACGUGGACUUGGGUCCGUCAACUCCCCUGGAGCCGGUCAGCUCUGUCUGGGAACCAGAAGACCCCUGCUUUGUCUCUGGAGACAUUUUACUCUCACAGUUGAGGUGGAGCUGUCUGCACCGUGGAGGGGUGGGAGAUCCAUGGCCCAGUCGCUUUACAUUAGAAUUUGGUCAUCUCUGUAUGGCAUGGGUGUGGGGGCUUUCUGGGGAACUGGGAAGAAUUGUCAUCCCUGUGUAAUAACUAUCAUGACAAAAGGGACAGCGUGUAAAGGGAACAGUAGCUGCAGCUGUGACCAAGCUCCCGUAAGUUCCAAAUAAAUGUGUUUCUAAAUGGACAUGUAACAUUUCACGCUAAUUACUGAACUCCUGAAGUUACUGUUUCCUACAUAGGUUAUUAUAAUUAAUGGGUGCAAAGAUCAUUAGUGUUUUGGGUUGGACUUUUGAGACAGUGUGCAAAUCCUGAGCACAGUUUCAUCAAACCACAUUCCGGAGGUGCAUUGAACUUUGUGUUACUUGGAAUUGAGAAGGGCAAAAUGUAUUGACAAACCAGUGCCUAUCAUAAGCAUAAAUACAAAAAGUAGCUAUUACCGUGCAGGCUUUAAUUUCCUAAAAGGCAUAUUAUUGUUAAACCUGACCACAUAUUUGAGGGGGGGAUCCAAUGCUUUUAUCUGAACGAACAUUCUGUGUCUCACACUGCCUUUUGAUCAAUUCCCAAAGUGUUUGUUUUUGCAGCUGCACUUUAGCAUGACCGAUCAUCUCUGUCCCAAGUAACAAUUUUUUUUGCAUGGCCUCCAUCUAACCCAGAAUGCAUGCUCUUACUACCUAUGCAAGCAACCCAUGAAAAAUACAGACUUUACAAAAUGUUAAGUUUUAAAAAAAGCAACAACAACAACAACAAAAAGGCCACUCUUAGGUUAUGGAGCUCUAUUUUUGAAUUUGUAACUUUUGAAAAUGUGGCUUAAUCAGUAUAGGAGCGCAUGAAUGUGAUUUCUUGCUUUACAUAUAUUUCUGUGACGACGUUUUUGAUCAAACGUCUCUGAUGAGGUUUUUUAUCUUUGGCAAGAUUAUGUGUAAAAUAAGUGUUUUGCAAGCAGAAAUGGAAUUGGCUAUGUUGAACACAUAUCGGUGUAUAUACUGUAUUUAGCCUGAAGACUUUCCCGAAGUAUUUUGUUCUAAAAAAUAACCUGCCAUUUUCUAUAGAUUUUAAUUUUUUAUAUCUUCUAGAGUUCUCUUGUCACCAGGAAAGACUGGGGCUUCAAGUAGUGCUAAUGAUUUUCAAAUGCUUUCGUAGAGACUUGGAUUUGUUCUGGAAGGCCCUGGAGAGACCCAUCCCCUGGUUACAAUAAGAUUAAGGCCGGAGGGACUCACGGGGGUGUCGUACAGCGGAUAGAUUCUAGAUCCAUCUCUCAUUCACCUAGAACCAGUGUUUCCCAGUUUGGGGGAGGAGAGGGGUUCCUAAGAGGCCGUUUAGAAUGGCACACGUAGGCCUCUCCUGAAUGACGUGUCUGAGAUCAGAGCACCCAGUGUUCCCUGGAAUCAUUGCCAGGAAACGUUGGGAAAUGGGGCCGGGUCCCGGAAUUGCCUCCUGUUUUCCAGCCCUGGUGUUCCCAGGUGGCAGUUGGAGCUGUGAUCCUCUGUCCCUUUGCUGAGAGCCAAGGCAAGCGUCACGGCGACCAUCACUGCCAGGCGGGGCCCUCAGGACUCCGAGUCCUCCACUGUGUGCGGGAGGCAAAGACAGACGGACAGCUGCUGACUGCACCUGCCCGUCCGCGGGCGGGCACUGGGGCUCCCAGGGAGUGCCCCUGUGGGCUGUGUCCCUUCCGCACUUCCAGCUGGGGCAGGAGGGAAGUCAGUCCGAGUUAGAAAGUGGCAAACCGCCUCUCCAGCCUUGGAAAGCUGUGCCUGCUGAGCUAGGCCGGUCACCUGCUUGUGGUCCUAGCAGACCCCCUUACGGCCUGUUCUCCACUGGACUUCCUCCUCACAGAGUGUAGCUCCAGGAAUUCUCUUCCAGUUGAAAUGAAUGUAGGGCAUUCUAUUCAGUUUUUUCUUUUCUUUGCAAUUCUCAUUGCUGUUUUUUCAUACCAAGUAGUCCUCAUCCAGACAUCUGGCAGUACCUGAUCCACGGUUUUAAUCUGUGGUGAGUUGAGUACGCCGUGGCCUCUUCAGAAUCCUGUGGGUGCUCAGGUGUUUCAGCUUCUUGUGCAUUCUGCUGCCCACAAAAGGAAGAUAAACCCAGCUGGCCUGGUGGUGGUCCCAGAGGUUUCAGGAAUGAAGGAUUCCAGGAAAUGUGUCUUUGGCAAGGCCACCCAGAGUGACGGUAUCUGAAAAUGCAACAGGAGGUCUCCCAGGUGCUAUUCCAAGUGGCGUGGUGUCAUCACACAGAGCAGCACAACGGUCGCCGUGGUGCCGAGGCCGAGGGCCACCUCGUAAGGCUUUCCGACGUGCAGUUGACGCUCUAGCUGGGUUCGCUCGCCAAUCGUGCCUCUCACCACUGGUUAAAACUGAAUGCAAGCCCCACUACAGAAACAGCGUCUUCGGUUUCUACGCUGACUCUUGAAAGCCGCAUGUCAUACCACUGUACGUGAGUUGCUUUGGCAUUGCUCACGCCCCCCGAGGAGUGAUUUCUGUGCAAGUCUCUUCUUUGGUUGUACAAUGAUCUGGAAGGCAGGAUGUCUUUCCUGGAGGCUGGAAGCAAGUGUAUCAUAAUGUUUUAAAUUAUUUUAGAAGACAAGUGCAUGAGAUGUGUCGCCAACUUCUGUUAUUUAUUUGUAUGUUUUAUUAUUCAAGGGGAAUGCACUUUUAAGAAGCAGAGUCUCUAUUUUUAUGUUUAAGACGUUUUAUUUCUGAAACAGCAGUUGACUAUACAGCAUACGGUUGGAAUUAAAAGUGGAAAAUGUAACGAAACAUAAUAAAUUUAUUACGCGAUGCCCUCUUCAAGCCAUCUUCC
Molecule: messenger RNA, 10260 nt
Organism: Lepus europaeus (European hare)
Lineage: Eukaryota; Metazoa; Chordata; Mammalia; Lagomorpha; Leporidae
Gene: USP31
Product: ubiquitin specific peptidase 31
Exons: 16
Coding region: 1-4059 (1352 amino acids)
Biological process (GO): protein deubiquitination
Molecular function (GO): cysteine-type deubiquitinase activity
Source: RefSeq, a predicted model, not a curated record